AUGUACAGGAACUACAAACCAUUUAUUAAUACAGCUACAGCAAAAGUCUCAACAUAUUCGAAUAUUAUGGGUGGUUCUCAAUUAAAGAACCUGAAAGCUACUCUGAAGGCUAAUGAUUUGACUGGCCAAACCGCUCCCAAGAAGAAAAAAGGAUCAAAAAGACAGGCAAAGAAUUAUGAUCAUGAAGAGAGACAACAGGUAAUUGCUAAGAUCAGGGAGCAGUUCAGUCCCUUUGAAAUCAAGGCUGCGAAGAGUAAGCAGGGUAAAGAAAAGAUGGUUCCUGUAGGGAAACCUGGAACCUCAAAACAGAUUGGUGAAGAACAGCGUCAACGUAUAUUUGAAGCCAAGAAAGCCCAAAAGAAUAAACAAGGUGGUGUUGUUGAUAGAAGAUUUGGUGAAAGAAGUAGACACAUGACUGAAGAAGAAAAGAUGUUAGAGCGUUUCACCAGGGAAAAGCAGAGUCAAUCUAAAUCAAGGAAGAAUCUUUUUGAUUUAAACGAUGAUGAUGGUGAUGAUAUGUUUGGUGCAAAAUUGACACAUUUGGGUCAGGAUUUGGAGGAUGAUUUUGACGAAGGUGAUUUGGGUGUAGAUGAAGAAGAUGAUAAAGGUGGUUUCUCAUCCAAAAGAAAAUAUGAAGAUUCAUUGGGUGAACCUCAACCUGAGUCAAGAAAAAAGACAAAGGCUGAAGUUAUGCAAGAAGUUAUAGCCAAGUCGAAAUUCUACAAGCAGCAAAGACAGAAGAGUCAAGAGCAAAGGCAGGAUCAGAUCGAAGAAUUGGAUGAAGGAUUUGACGAUAUUAUGUCUGAAUUGAGAAGUUCCAAUGUUCAACGGAAUCCUGAGGAGCCAAACCAAGAGGAAAAGGAUAAACAAAAGGAAUAUGAUAUGAAAGUUAGAGAAUUGAUCAUGGAUAGAAGAGCUGCACCUGCGGAUCGUACCAAGACUGAAGAAGAAAUAAAGAAAGAGGAAGAAGAGAAAAUGAAGAGACUAGAACAACAGAGAAUAGAUCGUAUGAGCGGUAUUGUUAUGGAUGAAGAUGGUGAAGAAAAAGGUGUUGAUGAUUUAGACGACGAUUUCUGGGGUAGUGAUGAAGAACAGGAAGGAUCAGGAGAAGAGGCCAUCGCAGAUUCUGAUGAGGAUGUUCAGUUGAGUAGUGAGGAUGAAGGUGAAGCUCGUAGACCAAUACGAGACAUUUCUUGCCCUGAUAACCACAAGGAAUUCAUGGAUAUGGUGAAGGGACCUGUCUCAGAACAUCCAAAGAUUGUAAAGAAAAUCAUAAAAGCAUAUCAACCUAAACUGGCUGAGGGAAAUAAGGAAAAGUUAGGCAAAUUUACCGGAAUUAUACUUAGACACAUGAUCUUUUUAUCUGAACAAAAAUAUUCUGGUAAUGUACCAGAAUUUGCAUCAGUACAAAACUCAUUAUUGGGAAUACUAAAAUCAAUGUCUGAGAAAUACAAUCACCCUCUUUCAGAUACUUGUAGAGAUAUCAUAAAGGAAAUGCAGAUUAGGUUCAAAGAAAAACAUUUUUCGGGAUUAUCAGUAGGUGACUUAACUUUCUUUACACUAGUUGGAUGUCUUUUCUCCACAUCAGAUCAAUACCAUUUAAUUGUUACUCCAUGUUCAAUUUUAAUUGCUGAAUUUUUGGAGCAGAUUAAAUUUAACUCUUUAGAAAGACUUGGAUUCGGCGCCGUCUUGGUCAGAAUAUCAUUACAAUACCAAAGGUUAGCCAAACGUUACAUCCCAGAAGUAACAUAUUUCCUAGAGAAAUCCUUAGCUACUUUCUUAGCUAAUGAUAACUGCAUUAAUUUCAACGUGGACACCAAGGAUUUAGCAAUCUCCAAGACACAAGAUUUUUCAAAAGAAAUACCGUCUACCUUAAAUUUACAUCUACUAUUCGAAAGUCACGAAUUAGGUGAUGAUCUUAAAGCUUCAAUAUUUUUAAACAUUUUGGACUCUCUUAGGAUCGCAGUUACGACAAUAUGGAAAAAUCUUUCAGCUUUUGAAGAGAUUUGCGUCAAUACAGAAUUUCUACUCAAUGAAAUAAUCAAGUCAUUCCCAGGCUUGAAGAUAGCUCAUCAACUUUUGGAAACCAUACAAAAACUUAAGAAGUUUGAUCAACAUUAUCCAUUGUCUUUGCAAAAUCACAGACCUCUAGCCAUUCCUUCUCAUGCUCCUAAAUUCGAAGAAAACUUCAACCCUGAGAAGAAAUCUUAUGAUCCAUCUAGAACAAGAAACGAGAUCAACAAGAUGAAGGCCCAAUUGAAGAAAGAACGUAAGUUUACCAUGAAGGAAAUCCGUAAGGACACCAGAUUUGAGGCAAGACAGAAAGUCGACGAAGACAAGAAGAAUGCUGCCAGCUACCAUGCCAAAAUGGCACAAAUCUUUAAUACAAUCAGUACUGAAGAAGGUGCUGAAAAGAACAAGUACGAAAAAGAGAAGAAAUUACGUACUGGAAAACAUUGA
Molecule: messenger RNA, 2460 nt
Organism: Zygosaccharomyces rouxii
Lineage: Eukaryota; Fungi; Ascomycota; Saccharomycetes; Saccharomycetales; Saccharomycetaceae
Gene: NOP14
Product: snoRNA-binding rRNA-processing protein NOP14
Exons: 1
Coding region: 1-2460 (819 amino acids)
Biological process (GO): maturation of SSU-rRNA
Cellular component (GO): nucleolus; small-subunit processome; Noc4p-Nop14p complex
Source: RefSeq, a predicted model, not a curated record